Molecule: messenger RNA, 9994 nt
Organism: Dromaius novaehollandiae (emu)
Lineage: Eukaryota; Metazoa; Chordata; Aves; Casuariiformes; Dromaiidae
Gene: MAEL
Product: maelstrom spermatogenic transposon silencer
Exons: 12
Coding region: 56-1411 (451 amino acids)
Biological process (GO): spermatogenesis; regulation of miRNA-mediated gene silencing; piRNA processing
Cellular component (GO): nucleus; P granule
Molecular function (GO): sequence-specific DNA binding
Source: RefSeq, a predicted model, not a curated record
CCGCGCACGCCCGCGCUGCCCUGGCGGGAGGCGGCGAGGCGAGGCGGCGGCGACUAUGGCCAUGGCCAUGGCGCAUCGCGGCGGCGGCGGCGGCGGCGGCGGCGGCGGCUCGCGCAGCGCCUAUUACUUCUUCGUGCGCGACCGGCUGCCCGAGCUGCAGCGGCGCGGCCUGCCGCUGGCCCGCGUGGCCGACGCCAUUCCCUACUGCUCGGAGGAGUGGGCGUUGCUGACUGAGGAAGAAAAGAUGAAAUACACAGAGAUGGCUCGUAAGUGGAAAGAAAAUAAAUUUCUUCAGAAGCCAGUGAGAGAGAUGCAUAAUCUGGCUCAUCCAGUUCCUGCUUGUCUGACCACAGAGACACCCAGAAGUACUUCUCUUCCAGAUGCCUCUGCUAUAUCUUGGAGGAAUGACCAGGCUGUGGUUGCGGACAUCAUCUACUUCCUGAACAUUUACAGCCAUGGCGAGCUGCCGUCUCACUGUGAGCAGCGCUUCCUUCCGUGUGAGAUUGGUUGUGUCAAGUACUCUCUAAAGGAAGGCAUAAUGGCUGAUUUCCAUCACUUCAUAGAUCCUGAAGUACCACCACGUGGUUUUCGGUACCACUGCCAGGCUGCAAAUGUUUUGCAAGUCUCUAGUUUCUCCUUCUGGAAACUUCAUCUCAAGUUUUGUAGAGAAAGAGGUGAUAACACUCAUAAGAUCCCUAUAUCUGGAUUUGAGCUGUCACGCGCUCGUUACCCAGUUGUCUUACGUGAACUUCUUGCCUUUGUGCAGCCAGCUGGAGGUGUUUGGCCUCAUUUCUACUGCAGGUGUCAUGACAGAUACCGAAUCAACUGGUGCCUCAGACGAAUGGCUAGCUUAUCAGGCAUUGAGAGCCAUCUGGAGCUUCUUAAUGUGGAAGACCUGAUAGUAGAACUGUACUGGAAGAAAUAUCAAAAGGAGCCAUCAAAGACUUGGGUGUGUAAAGAACUAGAUGUCUUCCUCUGGGAUUACUCCAGUAAUACCAGGUGCAAGUGGCAUGAAGAGAAUGAUAUACUUUUCUGUGCUUUGGCAUCCUGCAAGAAAAUUGCUUAUUGUAUCAGUAAGUCUUUAGCUAGUGUGUAUGGAGUCUCACUGACAGCAGCUCACCUACCUCUUGAAGACUGUGAUUCCCAUGACAGGACGAAUGCCAGGAUGGUAGUACUGGAUGCUGGACGUUUCCAGAAAAUGAAGGCUAGGAGUUCUGGAUGUGACAGCCAGGUCAUUUCUCCAAGUCAGGAUCAAGGAUUUGUCCCUUCUGCUUGUGAGUCUGAGACUUUCACAUUUGGAAAGGCAAAGAGGGUAUUUAAACUUUAUCUCAUGAUUGUAUUGCUACUUUUUCAGAUUUCCGAGCUCAGAUGUUCUCUGUUAUUGCCAGAAAUUUUGAACAGCUCUGUGUGAGCUGAGCUUAUUCCUGUAUACAGUUACAAAUUUCAUUGAAUAUCCAAAGACUUAAACAUACAGAACUAUCCUUAUCGUCAAAAAAGUCUCUCCAAACUUAGUUUUUCUUACAAAUGUUGCUAUCUGAUUUCUACCUCUUUAUUUUUCUGUUACAUGGAGAAGUCUUUUUGAUAUGCUUAUAUGCACUUUGAGGCAGAGUCAUUUUUAAAACAGUUUAUUUGCUAUUAAAUCAUUAUAUGUGCACACUCAUUUGGUAUUUGCUGCAAGUAUUCUGUUAUAAUUCAGUUUAUAAAGUGCUCAUUUAAAGUCUUCCUUUUGGAGCUAAAAUGUUUUUAAAAGAGGGCAUACAACCUCAAUUCAUCUGGGAAAUUCAUGGCUAACCUUCCGAGAAGAAGAGAGGUAAGUUAGACAAAUAACUGGAAGAAUUCUGAGUUUGCAGCUUAUUUUCCUGCAUUAAAAUACACGCCAUCUUAUAUCUGAAACUUGCAACUGUAAGUCGUGAGUUCUUAAAUGGACUUGGUGUUUAUGGAGGACAGAAACUGCUGCCUCUGUAUUAGAGCUAUUGAAUAGAUUCAGCUUCAAAGCAUAUGAAAGACAAUUCCAUUAAUUUAUGCAGGCUUUAAAGGCUGAUUUUAUUUGCAAAAUGUAUUUAAUUUGAUAGGUGGUUCUCCCUGUGGUGUGAAGACUCCUGCUUAUGGAACAAGUACCAUGCGAGGAAGAGGAAUUGCUCAAUUGCUGAAAAGUGCAUCUCAUCUAACCAACUCUCUCAGUAACUGAAAGUCCGCUUUACCUCCAGGACAGCUAUAUGUUCUGUUUUUUCUUGUCUCUUUAGGAUAACCAAUAGUUUCUCCAGACUGCAUUUUUUCAUCUUAUGUGCAACCCUCAACAGUUCAAAUCCUUGUUAGAAUGAUAAAACUAUUGACUGGAUUUAAAUAAGAAGAAAAUCUUGGUUUCUGUCUACAAGAACGCUUAUUUUGAAGGGACCUGGCAAUGGCAUCCUCUCUUUAAAUACCAUGCUGGUUCUGUUUCUUAGUGUUUGGAGCAGAAAUGUAAGAUCAAAUAGUCAGUACCAUUGUUUAAAGACACAGGGGCCACUAAAGAAGUGGUUUAUUUCAUAUUUAAUAAUGUCCAUCCCCUCUUCUGUAGGUGAAAGAUAGAAUUUCAGUGCAUAACAGUCCCUCUCCAAAAAAUCAGUGUGGGGGGAGCGGUGGAGCUUUGAAAGGCUGCAGUAGGGGAAUUAGAAAUCUAGUAGUCUCAAAGAAUUGCUGAUGAUCUCUCUCUUCUACCUAUUAAGAAUUUGAGUACUCAUUCAGGGCCAAAAACCAGAUAUUCUAUGCAAUGUCUUGGCAAAAUGUGAUGGCAGUUUUAUCCAUCUGUUAAUAUUCUUUUGGAGACACAGACUAUACAUCAGGAACAAGCACAAUAUGGAUAUCGUGUUUUUUUUUCUUUGCAUCAUUUCUGCAAUUAAAUUAUGUCCCUCAAACUUAAACUCUUGAGAGUCUUAAGAUGUUUCUGUUUGUUUUUUAAAGGAAUUUCAAAAUCAAAUGGAUAUAGUAGUCUGCAGGUAUAAUUUCCACAGGUUUAUUACGACUGAGGCAGAUACCAGUCAUAAUUAUUUGAGGGAACAUAAAAACUGGGAGACUGAUGUAUUACUGGAAAGUUAGAUUUUUCAUCUUAUGGAGACUAGCAUUCCAAAAAGUUUUCUGUUAUCUGAGCCUCCUCCUUAAAUCCUGUAUCUUUAGGUAUAUGGUUCUAGGAAAUAAUAGCUUAUUUUCUGAGCUGUUCCUACAUUUUAUUCCAACUGAAGUCUGGUUGUGAGGUACUAUUUCCAUAGCAACUAACUGUGAGAUGAAAAUUUAUUUUCUUUUAAGAAGUAAAACUACAAAUAAGGUAGUUUGUUGUUUUGGAUAAUAGAAAAAAAUAAAAAUAAAAGGUCAGCACAUGUGUGAAUAAACUCAAGCACACUGACCAACAUAUUAAAAAAGGCCAGUUGCUGAUUUGGUUGGAAAUCUGUUUCAGUUGCUGUAAGGCCAUUUUGAGUUACUUCUUCCAGUUCAGCAGGGUCGCUGAACCAUUUUGAUGCCUCCUAUGUAACAGUUUGCUUAUUUGAUUGAAUUUUCUUGCAUGAUUCUGUAUUUUGUUCCAUUGAGGCCAUUGUUCUGCCUGGUAGGCUUCACUAGAUAAGAGACUAUAAGCUUUUGGGACUAAGGUCUCAAAUGAAGCAUAUGGACACAUUUUAACAGGGUUAGAGUCACAUAGUAGUGGUAAAGGCUUCUCUGAAAGUGGAAGAGGGUUGCUCUAGUUCUAAGUUUCUUAACUGACAACAUUUCAACAUCUGCAGAGCUGUAAUCAUUAAAUUAUUUUCAGUGUUGUAAUAAAUGUUUCAUGUUUCAGUUCUUAUGUAGAAGAAAAUACAUUAUUCCUGAAGUAUUUAUUUGGUGUCAGAGUAAGUACACAAACUUAAGAACAUUUAUUACUAUGCUUAAUUCAUUGUAUGACUUCAAGAUUGUGAUAAAAAGUGUGACUAAAAAUGGAUAAAUAGAGUUAAGGUUCCAGGGCAUAUCUGUACCUUGUCACCUGUACUUUAAAAUAGUAUGUAUGUUUUAUAAGACCUUGUUAUAUGCUGCAGAUAGUAGGCUGUAAGUAGGGCAGCAACCGUAUUACUGUAAUAGCCAACAUCCUGAGGUGUUAUUGUAAUGAAAACUGAAAUUUAUAUAAUGAGAACACUAACUAGUAGUGUGUACACUAACUAGUUGUAGCCCAUUUAAUACUAUUAUACUAUAUGCAUUAAAGGGAACCCUACCAGCUAUUGGAGGAUGAUAGGAAGUGAUCUCGUUUUGGACCUUUGCUUUCCUUGCCAUUGUGCAGUUUGCAACUUCAACUUUAAUUUCUUGAAAAGGAAAGUGUUUAGUAAACAUGGUACAGUAAUACUUCUCUCCUUUAACGGAAAAAUAAAAAAGAAGGAAAGAGGUUCCUUUCAGUCUUAGCAUACUUCUUUAAGUGCAAGGAGUACUACUUGUAAGGCACAGACUGUAGGUCAAAAUCAGAACAAAGUAACAGAUCCAUGUGAAUUCUCUCCACUUGCAUGAUAAAAUUCUUGAAGGGAAAUAAACCAGGCAGAUGCAAAUUAGUUCUUGAGCAGAGUUUGAGUGUUGCAGCCUGGGAGCUUUAAGCAUGUACUUUCCACCUGGUAAAAGUAAUAGUAAUUUAAUACUCUCUGCAUAUGGGUGUAUAGCUAUAAUACAAAUUGAACUAUCUACAGAAGAGGUUUUUGUAAACAAGGCAUUUAACUGAUUCAGUCAGAUCUGACUCACUGCCCUCGUAUUAGUGUGGGUUGCACAGUCCAGUGACAUUAAUGGGUAAAAGUCAUCCUGGUUUUGCACACACAUUACAAAGUUACAAGUUUGUUCUUGUACAAGCAACCAGACAGACCAUUGAAUUGUGUGUUACUACUUUCUAGGAUGGAUGUUUUGGCUAAGCAAACAGUUUUCUAAGGGUUGUGAAAAUACAAUGCAAUGUGAUGACAGAACUUUGCUAAUCUAGUCUAUGACAUUAGUAUGAUUAGCUUGUAAUCAUGUGCUUCAUCUUUUGGAUUCUAUUCAAAGAGUAUAUAACUGAUAUUGGUGGUGGUGGGGAACUUGUUCAUGUGCAGUAAGCAGAAGUUACUGCUCGUAUGUAGGAGAAACUAUUAAUCUGGUUAUUAUUCAGAUGCAUUUCUGACUUACCCACGUACUCCUUCCAAUAAACUUUAGAAACCAGGUAUGCAGAAGUUGUUCCUAUUGGCCACUUUCUCUCCUCCAGCUAAGAAAACUUAUCCAUAACUUGCAUUCUGACUUAACAGAAGUGUUCUCUUAUAUAUUCUUAAUAUAAUACAGUACUAUCUGGUUUUGAUCUCAGUUUGAUUUGAAACUUUUGUUUUGGAACACUCAAAAGAUAGUGAGACUAUCUUAGUGGAACUACUUGCAGAAAGCUUUGGAAUUUGGAAGUGUGUAAAGCUUCUGUAAAUGUCCACCUGUCUAAGAAAAUAGGGGGGUUAUGCUUUAAGUUGAAGGGUGCUGCUAUGCUUAUGAUCUCAUGCACAGAUGCCAUUACAUGGCUAGGCAUGUGUAGCACAAGUAGUUUAGAAACGAAGACUGACAAGGAUCGAUACAGUAUUGAAAAUCACGAAAUCUGAUGGUACAGGCAACAAGAAACAAAUUAUGAUAGUGCAAACUUCUUCUACUAAUAGAGCUUGAUCUUAUCUAAAAAGCAUUUGCUCUAGGAGUGAAACGUCACUGUAGGUGGCCACUUAUUAGCAUACUUCUCAGAUAACAAAUACUAAAGGUGGCAGUUGUGUGUGAAUAGUGAUUAUGUCAAGACUAUAAACUUGAUCUACAUGAAGUACAUAGACAUCCAACUAGUAGUUACUGAGGUUGCUUAGUGAAAAUCAUUGGGGAUCCUCCUCUGUACAUGCUUUCACUGCAGGCACAUGCUAUCAAAAUUAUUUUGCAUAGGAGUAUCUAUGGAGGCUUCAUUUGCAUCUUAGGGUAAGAUGGCCUCUCAAAAGCACUUCUCUAAGGAAAAUUCAGUGUGUCCUACAGUUUCCGCAGAAUAUAUGAGGUUGGAAGGGAGCUCUGGAGAUUACCUACUCCAGUCCUUCUCAAAGCUAGGUGAGCUAGAGCAGGUUGCUCAGAAUACUGCCUUGUUGGAUUUUGAGUAUUUCCAAAGAUGGAAACUCCACGACAUCUCUAGGCCACCUGUUCCAGUGCUCAGUCAUCCUCAUAGGAAAAGUUUUUUCUUAUGUUUGUAUAGAUUUUCUUGCAUUUUAAUUUGUGUCCAUUGCCUCUCGUCUGUUCACUGUAUACCACAGAGAAGAGUCCGGCUCCAUCUUCUUUACAGCUUCCUGUCAGGUAUUUAUACAUACUGAUAAGAUCCCUCUGAGACUUCUCUUCUCCAGGCUAAACAAUCUCAGCACUUUCAGCCUCUCAUAUAUCAUCUGCUCCAGUCCCUUAAUCCUCUUAGUGGCCCUUUGCUGGACUUGCCCCAGAACGUCCAUGUCUCUCUCAAACUGUGGAGCUCAGAGCUGGGCCCAGCAAUCUGGGUGUGGCCUUAUCAGGGCUGAGUGAGGGGCAGGAUCACCUCCCUCAACCUGCUGGCAAUGCUUCUCCUAAUGCACCCCAGGAUGCUGCUGGCUCAUUGUCAACUUGCUGUCCGGCAGGACUCCCAGGUCCUUCUCCACAGAGCUAUUUUCCAGCAGGUCAGUGCCCAGCCUCUACUGGUGCAUGCACCAGUUAUUCCUCCCAGGUGCAGGACCCUGCACUUGCCUUUGUUGAACUUCAUGAGGUUCCUCUGCCCAUUUCUCCAGCCUAUUGGGGUCCCUCUGAAUGGCGGCACAGUCCUCUGAUGUAUCAGCCACUCCUCCUGGUUUUGUAUCAUCAAUAAACUUGCUGAGGAUGCACUCUAUCCCAUUGUCCUGGUCAUUAAUGAAGAUGUACAAUAUUGGACCCAGCAUCUACCCCUGGCGUAUGCUGCUGGUGCCUCACCUCCAGCUGGACUCUGUGCUGCUGAUCACAACCUUCUGAGCUCUGCCAUUCAGCCAGUUUUCAGUCCACCUCACUGUCUUCUCAUCUAGCCCAUACUUCAUUGGUUUGCAUAUGAGGAUGCUAUGGGAGAUAGUGUCGAUAGCCUUACUGAAAUCAAGGUAGACAACAUCCUCUGCUCUCCCCUCGUCCACCAAGGCAGCUGUCUCAUUGUAGAAGACUACUUGUUUAGACAUGAUUUCCCAUUCAUAAAUCCAUGCUGACUGCUCCCAGUCAUCAUCUUGUUGUUCAUAUGUUUGGAAAUGGUUUCCAGGAUUAGUUGCUCCAUCACCUUCCCAGGGAUUUAUUUGAGGCUGAUAGGCCUGCAGUUCCCUGGCUUCUCCUUCUGGAAGACAGGAGUGACAUUUGCUUUCAUCCAGUCCUCUGGAGCCUCCCCAGUUACAGUGACCUUUCAAAGAUAAUUGAGAGUGGCCUAACAAUGACAUCAGCCAGCUCCCUCAGCACUUAUGGGUGCAUCCCAUCAGAUCCCAUAGACUUGCAUAUGUCCAGUCUGCUUAUAUGUUCCCUAAUGUCCUCUUCCACAAGCAAGUCUUCCUUGGUCUAAACUUUCCUGCAAGUUUCAGGGACCUGGGAUUCCUGAAGGCUGCCUUACCAGUAAAGACUAAGGCAAAAAAGCAUUCAAUACCUCAGCCUUCUCCUUGUGUUUUAUGUCCAGGUUUCCAUUCUCACUCAGUAGUGGGCCCAUACUUUCCCUCAUCUUUCUUUUGAUUGCUGAUGUACCUGAAGAAACCUUUUUUGUCCUUGCCAAAUUCAGCUCCCGGUGGGCUUGGCCUUUCCUAAUCCCAUCUCUGCAUGCUUGGACAAAGUCUCUAUAUUCCUCCUAGGUCACUUGUCCCUUCUUCUAUCUCCUGUACGCUUCCUUUCUGUGUCUGAGUUUUGUCAGGAGCUUGGUGCUCAUUCAUGCCACCUUUAUCUGUUUUCUUGCUUGUCAGGAUGCACCAUUCUUGAGCUUGGAGAGGAUGAUCCUUGACAAUCAACUGGCUCUCCUGGACCUCUCUUGCCAGGGCAGUCUCCCAUGGGCCCCUUCCAAGCAUAUCCCUGAACAGGUCAAAGUCUGCACUCCUCUAGUCCAGGGUUGUGAUCCUACUUUUUGCUUUUUUUCCAUUCUCUUAGAAUCUUGAAUUCAACCAUCUCAUAGUUAUUGCAUCCAAGGUUGCCUUCACAUCCCUAACCAAUUCUUCCUUGUUUGUAAGUGUGAGGUCCAGCAGAGCAUCUCACCUUGUCAGCUUCUCAAUGACUUGUUUCAGGAACUUUUCAUCAGUGCACUCCAGAAACCUCCUGGAUUGCUUGUGCCCUGCUGUGUUGUCCCUCCGGCAGUUAAUUGGGGCGGUUGAACUCCCCCACGAGGACCAGGGCCUGUGAACAUGAGGCGGCUUCUAGUUGUCUGAAGAAGGCCUCAUCUGGUUCUUCCUGACCAGGCAGUCUGAAGUAGACACCUACCACAGUGUCUCCCAUGUUGGUCUGCCUUCUAAUCCUAACCCUUAAACUCUCUACUGGCUCAUCAUCCAUCCCAAGACAGAGCUUUGUGCUCUCCCCCAUUGCUCCUCCCACUGCUCUCCCCCAUUAAGGUCAACUCCUUCUCACCUUCCAAGUGUGAGAAAACAAGCUGGGCAAGAUGAUGCGUGGGAAAGGAAACCUAAUGUUGUCUCUACUCUUGCAGCUUGUAGGUUCAAGACUUGUGCCAUUUUCAGGAUCUAUAUUAUACCUGGUUAUGCUAUCAAAGGGAGAGUCUGCAAUGUCUAAAGUAUGAUUAAUCAGUGCAUUACAUCUUUAGCAAUAUGUCAGUUUUCAAAAUCUUAAAGGUAGGAGGAGGACAGGAACUUGUUGGGGGGGGGUUGGGUGGAGAGGCAUGUCAAAUACUAAUUACGGGAUUUUGCUGCUAGGACAGAUGUCAAACUGGAGUAGGCAGUAGUAUAAUUCUUGUUCAAAUGGCACAGUUGAUACUCAUUCCAUUGGGCACAUUCCUUGUCUGCCACCUACAGUGAGGUCCAUACUGAAUCAUACCCAAAUGAAAGCUUACUUCUAUUUCAGGGACUCUGGGUCUUAAGCCGUCACAGGCAGAUGGAGUUCUGCUGAAGGUCAUUCUUCUGAAUAAAAAUUUUUGUUAUGUGAAUGAAUACACCGUAUUCAAGGAAGACCUGUCUGAUUUUCCUUGCAAAAUGGCUGUAAUUCUCUGUUCCCGUUACCUUUAAAAAAUCCUCAUAAUUCUUGUAGAGGGAAUGUGUUUUUGACCUGCUAGUUAACUAAAGAAGGGCUAAUCCUUUCCCCUAUCAAAAAUUACAAACUUUCCCAAAAAGUUAAGUGGCUCAAGUAUGUGUGUGAAAUGAAGUUCUUAAUUUCUGAUUGAUAGAGAUAUAUGCAGCUGACUGUGAAGGCUUUAACAACAUCUUCCUGUGUGGCAAAGUAUACUGUAGUGGGGUAGGGGAAUAACAAGUUCAUUAUCUAGUUUCUGCCCUCUUGGUAUCUUCUACAGGAUUAUCAGACCCUUACCUCCACCCUGGAAUGAACUGCCAAUUAAUUUUUGUUGCAGUGAGUCAGUAAAAUGAAAAAAUUGUCAAAUGCUAUUAUUAGUCUAACCCCAUAUUAUCUUUGUUCCCUCACUUUUUCUUGGUUCUGUCUUAGAAGCUCCCACAAGCUUCUGUAAUUACCAUUUUCAAAUAAUCUGCCACACACACACACACUAAGCAGGUGACAGGCAGGAGGGAGAAGUUCCAAAUUCCCUUAUGUAGGGCUUUAUUCUAUUUAUUAUUUAUUUUUUUCUAUUUUAUUUAUGAGCAAACUAUCAAGAUUAUUACUAGUCCCAGUGCACCCAGAAUUAAUCUUGAUAGUUUGCUCAUCAUACUGUGAAUUUCUUUAGAUAGAAGACUGUAUCAGUGUCUUUCCUGAAACAGAUGAUACAAAUAAAUAGAGAAGUAGUGCUGUUACUCUAGCAACAAGAAUUUUGAAAUAAUUAACUCUUGUGUAUCUGAUCCGUUCUGCAUUGUGCUCCACCAUGAAUCUUGGA